GUCAUAGUUGGGAUGCCCAACGCCACUUCUACAUGAGCGUUGGAGAGGCUGGGAUCUGGCAUGCAUUGAUAGCUAAAGAUGUGAAAAUGGCGGAGUUACAAAUGCUUUUGGAAGAGGAGAUUCCAGCUGGACGUAGUGCUUUAUUAGAUAGUUUUACCAAUUUAGAAAGAGUUGCCGAGUAUUGCGAAAGCAACUAUGUUCAGUCACCAGAUAAGCACAGAGCGUUGGAGGAGACUAAGAACUACACCACCCAGUCCCUGGCCAGCGUAGCCUACCUGAUCAACACCUUGGCCAACAAUGUCCUGCAGAUGCUUGACAUUCAGGCCUCCCAGCUCCGCCGCAUGGAGUCCUCCAUCAACCACAUCUCACAGACAGUGGACAUCCACAAAGAGAAAGUGGCAAGGCGGGAGAUUGGCAUCCUGACCACCAAUAAGAACACCUCUCGCACGCACAAGAUCAUUGCUCCGGCCAAUCCAGAGAGGCCGGUGCGCUACAUCCGCAAGCCAAUUGACUACAGCCUGCUGGAUGACAUGGGCCACGGAGUCAAGUGGUUGCUAAGGUUUAAGGCCAGUGCUCAGAACAUAAAGGCUGGAGCCGCAGGUCUCCCUCGCACCAACCCACCCACACAGAAGCCCCCCAGCCCACCCAUGUCAGGGAAGGGAACCAUUGGGCGCCACUCCCCCUAUAGGACACUCGAGCCGGUGCGUCCUCCCGUUGUCCCUAACGACUACGUCUCGAGCCCGACGCGCCAUGGCAACAUGGUGCCCCCACAGCAGAGCCCUGCACGCACUGCGUCUGUUAAUCAGAGGAACCGCACGUACAGCAGUGGCAGCAGUGGAGGCAGCCACCCUAGCAGCAGCAGCCGCAGCAGCAGCAGAGAGAACAGCGGCAGCGGCUCCGUGGGCUUGCCUAUCGCCGUGCCAACGCCUGCCCCGCCCCCCACAGCAUUCCCAGGUACUGCCCCUGCCCUUCCCAACCCUGCUAAGCCACCUCCCACUACCACCACUACUCCCGUCCCACCUGAUGGCCUCCCUGUACUCUCUCUAGCUCCUAACCCCUCCCCCACCCCCCCUCCUGAGGGUCCACCCGUGCCCCCUCCCCCACCCCAGCUCCCCACUGCCGUCACUAGCACCGGCCCUGCUGCUUUCAGCACCCCCGCACAAGGUGCCCCCCAGUUCUUCAGCAUGAACCGACCGGUGCAACCACUGAACCCUCCUGCGGUGGGGGGGUCUCUGCCGUACCGCCGGCCCGCGUCAUUGACGGGCCAGCCCAACUCCAACAUGCCCCUGGCCCUGAACCAGCCCAACGGAGGACCCCACUUCAACCAGGUCCCAGCAGGUCCUCUUGUUGCCCCCCCUCCCCCGUCCAUGCAGAUCACUCCCCAGCUCCCUCUGAUGGGCUUUGUGGCUCGGGUACAGGAGACCAUCUCAGACGUGCCCCCUCCCCCGCCCCUAGAAGAAGCUGUGUUUGAGGAACCCACCCCGCCCCCUCCACCUCCAGAGGACUAUGAGGAUGAUGAGGAGGAGGAGGAAGAUUCGGCCGUUGUGGAGUACAGUGAUCCCUACGCAGAGGAGGACCCCCCGUGGGCCCCACGCACCUACAUGGAGAAAGUGGUGGCGAUCUACGACUACGCGGCGGACAAGGAGGACGAGCUGUCCUUCAACGAGGGCGCCAUCAUCUACGUCAUCAAGAAGAACGACGACGGCUGGUACGAAGGAACGAUGAGUGGCACCACCGGCCUCUUCCCCGGGAACUACGUCGAGUCCAUCAUGCACUACGCCGACUGAGGAGAGGUGUAGAUAGGAAGGUCAAAGACUUUGUUAGGCAGAGCAUGAUCACAUUGUAGAAGUCGACGAGGAGGAGAUGAGCGUUCAUGAAGAGUAUACAACUAUCCUCAACCGGUCUACCAGAUGAAGUACAUUGUACAACGGCCACUUGUAGAUAUUCCCUGUGUUUUUGAAUGAUAUGAGACUGUAUGGUGGUGGUUUUUGUAUGUACUAUUAGGGCUUCAUUUUGUCUUUACUAUUAUUAUAAGGAAGGCCACAAGGAUUAUUGUGAUUUAAAAAAAUAUUUUUCUCAUUUCCUUUUGCCCGUUUGCGCUUAUUUUAAAGUUGUAUUUAUUUGGAUCAUGUAUUAUAUAGGGAGGGAUGGUACGGCGGGCAGGGCUGCUGAUUUAAGGAUAGAAAUAUUUGUCAGAUGAUCCCGAUUAAGUUCUCUACUCUCAGCCCAAGAGAAGACACUAGAUGAGAAUGCUUUCCAAUAUUUUCUCUCCUGACAUUCCCAGAGCCUUUCUAGACUCAUAUUUUAUUUAAAACCAGGAGCUCCUAUUGGUUAGUGGGAUGAGAUGGACUAUUGCGCUUGAACUUUAUAUGAUGCCAAGUUUGGCAACACAACAAAGCUUGACAGUCCCUGACAAAACAGACAUUAGUGGCGGGUAAGACUGGGGGGAAAAGAACUAUGAAACUCUCUUCAGUUUGGAUUCAGUAGUUAAUGAAUUGGUUCUGGCCCCAGGCUAGCUAGGGCAGCUUAAAACACUAGGGCUUAGAGCAUGCUCAGUCACUACUGCACUUGCCUCACUUCACAGGCCAGUUCUAGUAUCAGAACAGUUAGGUAGAACAGUUGUUUCUCAACCUUUGGUCCCUGAGAUGACGACACUGAUUUGGUCAGCUCUAAUUGAAGACUGCUUCAAUGGCACAAAACAAGUUUGAGAAACGGAGAUAGCCGUCUGGCCCAAAGUAGAAAGGAUAACUCAAAUUGCAAAAUUAGUGUCUUAAGUCACUGCCUCACCUUGUAAUCAAGACAGAAGAGAUUGAUUUUGCCUGUCUUGUUAGAGGGACUGUCAGGAAGCCACCUUUUAGGUAGACAAACAUUCAGGCCACUCAUUUGCAUCAACGAUUUCAAUAUUUCAUUCUUAUUGUAGUGGGACCUCAAGGUGGCAGACUGCAUGUUUUUGGGAAAAAAAAUAUUCAUUAGUCUCCUUUUCUGCUAUAUUAAUAUUUUAGAUAUGGUGUGGUUAUUGGUUUGGUUUUAAAUAUUCACCCAUAUUACCAUCGUUGACAGGUGGGGUUUCAUGAUGCAUUUAUAGGAGGUGAUAAAGGAAGCUUGUGCCAUAUUGAAGUGUGUGUGUGUAAGGUAUCACUUCCAUUUGCAAUAAAAAUAGCCAGUGGGAUGGGUUUGAAAAUGUAGAUCUUUGAGUUGUUUGGAAUUGAAAGCACAUACAUUUGUAGUAAGAUAAUUGUUACUGAAAUUAUAAAAUUAAGCUGUAUUACUGCCUCGGAUGAGGACUAAUUAAAAUGAGCAUAAAAGCCGGCCGUUGAUUACAAACCGGCACCAAAACCGAUGCAUUGAGUGUUUGAGGUACAAGUAUUAUUUCCAAUGUGCUUGGCUGUGUCUGAGGGCUCUGUGCUUGUCUGUCAAAUCCUUUAUUUUUUAUUGAAAGUGCGUCUGUUCUUGCAUGCCAUUUUUCGUAAUACUGUAGUGGUGUCUGAAACCCAGUUGGCCCUUCACAAGGCAGCCCCAGAACUGGACCCUAGGGGCAAGGUCAGCGAAGCACAACCUUUUUGAAUAUUCAGAUAUGUUAUGUAGAAUAAACAUGCCUCUGACAUGUAGCAUAAGGACUCAUGUCAGCUCUAUUCAGGACAUUUAUCUGCAAUGUUCCACAAUGCUGUGCAACGCUAAAUGCAACCCCAGGUACUACUAAACCAGCCUCAUCCAAAGACUAAAGUGUAAGCUAAAUCCAUGGCAACUUUUUAUCCCAACACCUGAAGAUCAAUAAAGUUAUGGGAUUUGACUACUCCAGGAGGAGCCAUUCAUUUAGUGUGUAAAUGGAGAAUAUAAGUGUAAGAACAAGUGUUCUAUUCCCUCAGACCAAGAUCUCUCUGGAUGUCAAGUUAAAACAGUCCAUAAUGCCAUUGUGUUGCACAGUAAAAAAAAGUUUAACUUUAGAAAUAUCAUAUUUGUAAAACCAUGAGAACAAAAACCAAUAAAACGAUUAAGAUUUA
Molecule: messenger RNA, 4001 nt
Organism: Oncorhynchus tshawytscha (Chinook salmon)
Lineage: Eukaryota; Metazoa; Chordata; Actinopteri; Salmoniformes; Salmonidae
Product: abl interactor 2
Cellular component (GO): lamellipodium
Molecular function (GO): SH3 domain binding
Source: RefSeq, a predicted model, not a curated record